GCUAUCCCACCACCAGGCGCACUUCCCGACAGGACCUCCCACCAGCCCAGCCUCUCACUGCAGGUCCCAGCCCCCACCCCCAACCGAGUUGCAGGAUGUCGAUGACAGACUUGCUCAGCGCUGAGGACAUCAAGAAGGCGGUGGGGGCCUUUGCCGCCGCCGAGUCCUUCGACCACAAAAAGUUCUUCCAGAUGGUGGGCCUGAAGCAGAAGAGCGCUGAGGACGUGAAGAAGGUGUUCCACAUCCUGGACAAGGACAAGAGUGGCUUCAUCGAGGAGGAAGAGCUGGGAUCCAUCCUGAAGGGCUUCUCUGCAGAUGCCAGAGACCUGUCUGCUAAAGAAACCAAGACGCUGCUGGCCGCUGGAGACAAGGAUGGGGACGGCAAGAUCGGGGUGGAUGAAUUCUCCACUCUGGUGGCCGAAAGCUAAGAGGCGUGGACACCCCAGGCCUUCCACCUCUCUGCCCCAAACCCCCAAUUUCAGCCCCUCUUGCUGCCCUCCUGCGUUUCUGUUCAGUUUGUUUAUGUUAUUUUUUACUCCCCCCUGUCCCCUGUCGGCCCUCGAAUGACACCGUUCUUCUGGAAAAUGCUAGAGAAACAAUAAAGGCGGUACCAAUUGGA
Molecule: messenger RNA, 619 nt
Organism: Pteronotus mesoamericanus
Lineage: Eukaryota; Metazoa; Chordata; Mammalia; Chiroptera; Mormoopidae
Gene: PVALB
Product: parvalbumin
Exons: 5
Coding region: 96-428 (110 amino acids)
Cellular component (GO): cytoplasm
Molecular function (GO): calcium ion binding
Source: RefSeq, a predicted model, not a curated record